AUGGAGGCCUCACAGUCUGUACUACCUCUUGGGUCUGGGCUGUCUGCUCGUGCAGCACACACCAGUUACGUAGAAGCAGAAAACCACACAGAACUAUCAGAAUUCCUCCUCCUGGGCCUCUCAGAGGAUCCUGAACUUCAGCCACUUCUCUUUGGACUGUUCCUGUCCAUGUACCUGGUCACUGUGCUUGGGAACCUACUCAUAAUCCUGGUUGUCAGCUCUGACUCCCACCUCCACACCCCCAUGUACUUCUUCCUCUCCAAACUGUCCUUUGUUGACAUUUGUUUCACCACCAGCAUAGUCCCCAGGAUGCUGGUGAACAUCCAGGCACACAACAAAGGCAUCUCCUACACAGGGUGCCUUACUCAGAUGUAUUUUAUUAUGAUCUUAUCUGGACUGGAUAAUUUACUUCUGACUGUGAUGGCCUAUGACCGGUACGUGGCCAUCUGCCACCCACUGCACUACAUGGUCAUCAUGAACCCCAGCCUCUGCAUGCUGUUGGUUCUGAUGUCUUGGUUCAUCGUUUUCUGGGUCACCCUGGUUCACAUUCUACUGAUGAUUAGGCUGACCUUCUCUAUAGGCACUGAGAUUCCACAUUUCUUCUGUGACUUUGUUCAGCUUCUCAAGGUGGCCCACUCUGAUACCCUCAUCAAUUACAUCUUCUUGUACGUAGCAACUGCACUGCUGGGUGUGUUUCCCGUCACAGGGAUCCUCUUCUCUUACUCUAGGAUUGUCUCAUCCUUAAUGCAAAUGUCCUCCACUGCAGGCAAGUAUAAAGCAUUUUCCACCUGUGGCUCUCACCUCUCUGUGGUCUCCUUGUUUUAUGGAACUGGACUUGGGGUCUAUCUCAGUUCUGCUAUGACCCAUUCUUCCCAGAGAAGCUCAAUUGCCUCGGUGAUGUACACUGUGGUCACCCCCAUGCUGAACCCCUUCAUCUACAGCCUGAGGAACAAGGAUGUGAAGGGGGCCCUGGGAAGACUCCUCAGCAGAGCAGACUCUUGUCUGUGA
Cynocephalus volans (Philippine flying lemur) is the source of this 1008-nucleotide messenger RNA. RefSeq names its product olfactory receptor 7D4-like. Gene Ontology annotation, biological process: G protein-coupled receptor signaling pathway. NCBI's taxonomy places the organism in Eukaryota, Metazoa, Chordata, Mammalia, Dermoptera, Cynocephalidae. The record is from RefSeq and is a predicted model, not a curated record. The transcript is spliced from 2 exons. The coding region runs from base 1 to 1008 and encodes 335 amino acids. Gene Ontology annotation, cellular component: plasma membrane. Gene Ontology annotation, molecular function: G protein-coupled receptor activity; olfactory receptor activity.